AUGAAGUUCUCCAACUCGGUUGCCAUGACCUUGGCCACCGCGGGCUCUCUCGCGGCCGCCCACGGCCACGGCCACCAGCACUUCCACAACAAGCGUGCCACCGAGACCAACACCAUCGCGGUCCCUGGCCCUGUUGUCUAUGACUUCGUCGUGCUGGACCCCUCCAAGCCUUCGGCUUCUCCCAAGCCCAUCAGCAACCACGAUGCUUGCGACGGUCUCGACGAGCACAAGCUGGAGUGGCUUGGUACCCCGGUCCCCGCUGCCUGCCCGCAUACCAGCACCAGCACCAGCACCAAGACCCCGACCAAGACUCCGACCAUCGCUCCCCCGGUGCUCCAGGAGACCUCGGCUGCGGUCACCCCGUCGAGCUCCUCCACCUCGACGCCUACUCCUCCCCCGCCGGCGCCCCCAACCACUAGCAGCACCACUACUUCCGUCUCCACCCCUGCCUCGACCAGCAGCACUAGCUCUGGUGGCUCCGGCUCCGGCUCCGGCGGCUCCGGUGCUGAGGGUGUUGAUCGUGAAUUCCCGGAUGGUACUAUUGACUGUGAGGACUUCCCCUCGGACUACGGUCCAGUCGCUCUGGACUACCUCGGCCUGGGUGGCUACUCGGGCGUCCAGUUCGUGCAGUUCGACAAUGACGUGAUCAAUGACAUCGUCACCGCUGUGUCCGGCAAGCGCUGUGGUGAUGGUUCCAUGUGCUCGUACGCAUGCCCCGCUGGCUACCAGAAGUCCCAGUGGCCCUCCACCCAGGGAAGCACUGGCCAGUCCGUUGGUGGUCUGCAGUGCAAGAAUGGCAAGCUGUACCUGACCAACAAGGACCACAAGAAGCUUUGCAUUCCUGGCGUUGGCGGUGUUCACGUCAGGAACAAGCUGAACAAGCACGUCGCCGUGUGCCGUACUGACUACCCCGGUACUGAGGCUGAGACCAUUCCUCUCUACGCCCUCGCUGGCCAAACCCACCCCCUGACUUGCCCCGACGGUGACACCUACUUCUUCUGGGAGAAGAAGACCACCUCUGCCCAAUACUACGUCAACCCCGCGGGUGUCUCCCAGGAGGAGGGUUGCCAGUGGGGUGAUGGCAGCAAGCCCGUUGGUAACUGGGCGCCCAUGAACCUGGGUGUCGGAUACACCAAGAAUGGCAAGUUCCUGUCGAUGUUCCAGAACAGCCCGACCACCGACAAGCUCCUUCCCCAAAACGUUAGGCUGGUUGGAGACGACUUGACCGACCAGUGCAAAUACGAGAACGGAAAGUUCUACAACAAGGAUGGCGAGAUCAAGGGUGCCAAUGGUUGCACGGCUGGUGUCACCUCCGGCGAUGCCAUCUUCGAGUUCUACUAA
Molecule: messenger RNA, 1341 nt
Organism: Penicillium alfredii
Lineage: Eukaryota; Fungi; Ascomycota; Eurotiomycetes; Eurotiales; Aspergillaceae
Gene: sun1
Product: SUN family protein UTH1
Exons: 3
Coding region: 1-1341 (446 amino acids)
Biological process (GO): fungal-type cell wall organization
Cellular component (GO): cell surface; fungal-type cell wall
Source: RefSeq, a predicted model, not a curated record